CUUUCUUCUUUUUGAAAAUUUUCAAGAUUACGACUGAUCGAGUGUUUAUCCGAUAAGAAAACAAUGAAUUUUUCAGUUGUCAACGAUUCGAUGAGAUGAUCGGUUGAUUAAACGUUGUCGAGCCUCUUUGAGUGAAAAACACACGUCUAGCCACCACAAAAGUUCCAGCAAAUUCUCGCAGUCCCAGCACUCUCACACCUCGUAGUAUCCGGAUGUCGGUAGAAGAGGAUAUUGGUAAAAAAGAAAAGUGUCGCAGAAGCCCUCCGAAGUGACCUGACCCGCCUCGAAGAAGAGGAAUUCAUCCAGUUUCUUCGUUUAUCGUGUGUCGAGACUCGAUGGAAUCACGCAGUUUUCAUCGUCGUCCUCGUUUUAUCAUCCUAGAUGAUCAAGAGGAGUUCUUCUCGACUAUAUAUAUAUAUAUAAAUCACGACGAGGGAAAGUUCUUGCGAUUUUGCUCGAAGAUCAACCGAGGAAGAUUCAAAGCUUGCUGGCGCCUUUUACGUUGGCCAAAGUUUUAACGUAAUUCAAACAGCGAUUAUAAUGCUUUCGAGUAGAACGCGAGUACGGAAAAAAGAGAAAUAAUGGUUGAUAUAGAAUAGGAUAAACUUGGCUGAUUUUUAAUCAACUUCCCGUAUGUUAUAAAAUUCAAUGUCUCGAGUAAUUUGAUUAUACACAUAAUUUUUAUUUUGAUAGUUAUACGACUUUGAUAGUCGAGUAAUUACUUUUUAAUAUAAUGCCUGAAAUGCUUCCAAUUUCUGGGGAUAACGGUAUAUUAAAAAGUUCGAUAGGAAUUUUAGUUUUUAUUUAUUAAUGUAAGAGUAAACAUCAAAGUUACGGAGAUCCUAACGAAAAAAUACUUGGAACAUUGAUAUUUAUAAUUUACAUUAAGCUAUUGAUAUCAUCAAACUUUAUUCUGUUCUAUAUAAUUACCAAAUAAUGUUCUUACUCAGGUCAAAUUAGGUACACGAUUAGUUAAGGAGAAAGCAAACUUCACUUCGUCCCGGGUCAUUGGAUUACGUGACUGAUUUUCACUAAACCUUGUGCAUCCACUAUACAUUGUUCUUUAUUGUAUCUGUACGUUUUAUAAGAUAUCAGACGAAUUCUUUUCUCUCAACGAGAUGCGAAUACUUGAAAGAAUACGUCUCGUAUCAAGGUGGCCCUUAGGAUCUUUCAAAGUUCUGAUAUUCUCUCCAAGUUGUCUCUGAUUUAUACCGUCAUUUUUAUAGUAUAAUAUUUAGUUGAAAGUACACGCAUGUUAUUUUUUAAUUUCAUCCCUAGGGCUACCAGAUCUUUAUCUUUCUAUUUCUUAUCCCGUUCAACUGCCACGUUUUCUUUUCUAUAGAGAAAGCGCAAGACUAUACGCCGUUAAUUUAAUAUUAAAUUGAUCGUCGAUCGAUUCGUUAGACAGGGACGUUCUUUAAAUAGAUCGAAGGAUCAACGAGUCGAACAUUAGAAUAUAGUAAUAUCUGUGUACGUUUAUAUCUAGGCAAGUUUUUCUUUACACGUUCAGUGGAUUAGAAGCACAAAUGCUCUGUGUACGACGUUCUUUAUCGAUGAAUCGAAAGAGCUCAAUCAUUGUACGCGUAUUUUCUUUUUGCUUUUUUUUUUUUUUUUUUUAUCCAUCAUUUUUAACCGAUCGAUUUUCGUGCUUUCUUUUUACAUAUCAUCAUGCAUUUAACAAGCUUUCGUUCCCUUUUAUCGUAAACGUGUCGAAUUAUGGAUUCAAAAAUUGAUGAAUCCACUCGUUUCAAUCAAUGUAUAUAUAAAGAUUCAUAAUUGUUAAUCGUAUAGAUAUCAUUUCGGCUGUUCCCUAGCUAGUUUUCAUUCGUCUCGAACAGUUUUCUACGGAUCCGCGUGUCCCUUACCAACGAAUCGUUUGUGCGAGUAAAUGCACACUGAAAGAAAAACUUGGUCCAUUGUCCAAUGAUAUUUAUUCGUGCCGUUUUUGUUAUGUAAAUAGCCGAAGACCGCAUAAUAUAGUACGUAAUUGAAACUAUAUUAUCCGCCACUUUAGCAUUAAAGGACUAUAGGUAAAUAAUUAAUAAUAUUAUCGUCAGACUGUAAAUAAAAUUAUUUUGUAUGCCAAAAUAAACCAAAUGAAUGACUCGACACACAACGGUUACACGAUCGCGUUACGCCACACGUUACGAUUAAUCUAUAUAGAAACAAAACAAGACAGACAAAAUGGUAACAAAAUUAAAAAAACGAAAAAAAAAAAACAAAAAACACAAUGGUACAAGUUGUUGCAGUACGACGCGCAAUGAAACGAUGAGACUACUACGUUAUUAUAUUAAUAUUGUCUUCUUCACUCGUUCAAAGUACCAUGAAUCUUGCGCAUAUAUUUAGCGACACAUACACAUACACACACAAGUUUAAAUACUCGAUUCUAUCCUCCGCAUAGUAGGUAUUAUUUUUUAAGAAGAAAAUACCACAAUUGCGAACGGCCGUGCGUACUGUAUCCAAAAAAAAAAAAAAAAUGUUAUCACUGGUUUUCACGCAUGUUUCGUACCGAGCAUUUGUUUGUCGCGUUGUCUAAAAGCAACGCGAACCUGCUCUCGUUACAUAAUUAUUAACAUUAACAUUUAAUAUCGAUAACAUAAAUAACGAUUAUUCUAAAUAACAUCCAACAAUGAUAAUGAUAACACGAUAAGAACGCAAAGUAUCAAUGAGAAGAGGAACGAAACUGUGAAACGCCUGUAUUGUGUUUUUCGUGAAGAGAUAUCUGAAAUUCACGCAAUUAGCCAUUCUUCGUCGUUCUUUCUGUAUUGUGCAUAUCGUGGUUGCGUACCAACGUUCAGGAACGUGCACGAAGAAAUUGUAUUUAUUGAUUAUAAAGAUAAGUCGAUCGAAUGUAACUUUAGAAUUGUAUUCGACUGUCAAAUGCCUUUUCAAAGCGUUUGUUCAACGAAAGAAAAGAUAAAAAAAAAAAAACAUAACAAAAGGCGUGUUAGCAAUAAAUGUUCCGAAGCUUUCUCGGCGCGAUAAAAUACACGUUACGCUCGUCGUUCGUCGAACAAUAUUGCAAGGAAUAUUUUUUAUUCUUAUUACGAUAAGUGGAGAGAUCGACGAGCCUAUUUUAUCACGCCGAUUAUAUGUAUUUUCGUAUUGUCCCGUAGCCGAGAGCAAUCGUAACUUUAACUUAGAAAUGUACCUAUUAAAUCUCUGAAACGAGAUUCUAUCGAGCAUUUCUUCCUUCAGACAAGUUUCUCUCCGUUUUCAUAUCCCUUCGAAUCUUUCACUGGUUCGUUAUUAGUUGUUAUUUUUCUCUUAAGUAUUCUCUUGGCUGUGUGGUACAAGCGACGUUUAUUGCUAAUUGUUUUCGAAUAAUGUGUGUAUCUGUAACACAAUUGUUCAUCGUUCGGCGACACGGAAAGAAAGUGAAAGAAUGAAUUAUUAAAAUAAAAUAGAAGUGGCGAAACACGGAACGUUUGUUAGUCGCCGAAUCUUCUGUCGAAGAUCGAAACGGAUUUGCUUGAUAAAGUUGUUAUAGAAAAAUUUAGUUGUACUCCUAAGAAAGAAGGGAACGAAAACGAUACGUUUGCAAGUGAAAGCAGUUUCCGUUUCUUUGUUCGAGAAGCGAAAAAAAGUAAAAUAGAAAUGCACACGAAUUCGAUCGAGAUGAAAGAUGAAGGGUUUUUUCUUUUUUUUUUUUUUCUCUCUCUCUCUCUUAAGGGACGAACGGGAGUUAACCGAAGGAAUCGUGUCCGCGAUGUAAAUAAAUUUAUUCUUAAGGACUUAAACUGAAACGACGAUUCGUGGAGAGUGUAUACUUAUUAUUAUCGUUUGCAAGUCGUGCAUUUGUAUUUCACGCGCAUGCCAUCGUGCUGCGGAUCGUGGAUACACGCUCGAUCUCGGAAGUCCUCAGCCGUGAUUAACCAUCGUUUAAAAAUUUGUUUUCUUGAUGAAUGAAAGGUGAAUUUUUUUAAGUACGUUCACUCGAAGAGCGAAACGACUAAUUCUGGGUAUAUUCAGUUCGGAACUGUACAUUUUUUAAAUACAAAUUUUUUAUUUCUUGGAAGUAUUAGAUCUCGCCUUACGAUUAAAAAGGUGCCAAUAAUUCUUCCAAUUACGAGUGCAAUCGUUAAUUUUGCGAAGAAAAGAAAUUAAUCUUGAAUAUGGGUAUUUUAGUUUUUAAAAAAAAGUUUAAUGAAAUACAAAACCUUUUUACUUUAAACUUUCGUGACUGACGACUUUUGGGAUUUGAGAUAAGCUUGCCUAGUUUCGGGCAGCGUUUAAAAAAAGUUAUCCUCAAUAAAGAGAGAAGCAAAAGAAUGAUUAAAACGAAUUUUCAGGUGUUUCCCGUUUUCUUGAUCCCUUUCGUUUUCGGUUCCUUCGAUUUUGUUUCUUGUUCAUUUUUAAGUGCAGGCGCUUUUUCGAAAUUCAAAUUUGCGCAUGUGCUGUGUUAUGAGGUUAUAAACGCAGUAGACCACUACAUGGUAGUUAUCUCUUUGGGUACAUUUUAGAGUGAAUGUUACGAAGAAACCGGCUUGUUGACCAAAUUUGGCUACGUAACAUUUAUCUCUGAUCAAAUAAGUAAAUAAUUAAAUACUAUUUAUGAUAAUUUUUGGAAAUCAUUUCAAUAUCGAAGUCAACAAUUUUAAUCGUACUUUACGUUUGACCACGUUUGACACUUUCGUCCGAAUAUAAGAAAUGAAUUACACUAAAGGUAUCCGUUCUAUUCUGUCUUGCUUAAGUGAAUGCAAUUUUGAACCAUUCAAGAGGAAUAUACUAAUGAAAAAUGUAUACAGAAGUAACCAUUAUUCGUGUAAAGUGUUAGUAGUUGGAGGUGGAACUGGAGGUUGUAGUAUGGCUGCAAAAUUUGCAAACACAUUCAAAGAUCCCAAAAAAGUGAUCAUAGUGGAGCCAAGUCCGGUACACUUUUAUCAACCAAUGUUCACUUUGAUUGGUGGUGGUUUGAGAUCUUAUGAAGCUUCAAAAAAAGCAAUGAAAGAUACUUUACCAAAAGAUGCUACCUGGCUGAAAGAAAGUGUAAUGAGCUUUGCACCUGAACAGAAUCAAAUAACUAUGAGCAAUGGAGAUACUGUGCAGUAUGAAAUCAUGAUUGUUGCAGUGGGUUUGCAAUUACAUUGGGAAAAAAUACCAGGUUUAGUAAAGAGUCUUCAGGAUGGUUUGUCAAAAGUGUGUUCCAUUUACGGACCAGAGACUGUACCACAUGUAUUCAGCAAGAUUUCAAGGGUUACCGAUGGUACCGCGAUAUUCACCUAUCCAAACAGUCCAGUUAAAUGUCCAGGAGCACCCCAGAAAAUUUUAUAUAUCGCCGAGGAAUUUUUGCGCAAGAAGAAAAAAGUCCGUAACAACGUAAAAGUUGUGUAUAACACAGCUUUACCAGUAAUAUUUGGUGUCAAGAAGUAUGCUGAUUCACUUUGGGGUGUUUGUAAAAAAAGGGACAUUAUUGUAAAUCUUCAAACAAAUCUGAUUGAAAUAGAUUCAGCUAAACAGGAAGCUGUGUUCGAGAAAUUAGAUGGCUCGAACGAAACAUUCGUCCAGAAGUUUUCAUUACUUCAUGUGUGCCCUCCAAUGGGUCCACCUGACGUUUUGAUAAGACAUUCUUCGUUAACGAACGAAACAGGAUUUUUGACUGUAGAUCCUAAAACUCUACGACAUACGAAAUAUCCAAAUAUAUAUGGAAUUGGAGAUUGCACCAGCACCCCAAAUUCCAAAACUAUGGCAGCAAUAGCUGCCCAGGGCAAAGUAUUGUAUAAAAAUAUUAUGGAUGAUCUGGCCGGUAAACCAACGAUUAUGGCUUACAAUGGUUACUCUUCUUGUCCCUUAGUUACUGGUUACGGAAAAUGUAUUUUAGCCGAAUUCGAUUAUAAUUUACAACCAUUAGAAACGUUCCCAGUAGAUCAGGGUCGUGAAUAUUACUUUACGUACCUACUUAAAGCGUAUGGUUUUCCUAUUUUAUAUUGGAAUUUAAUGACACGUGGCUAUUGGGAUGGACCUGAAUUUUUACGCCAAUAUUCAAACAUGAUAAAAAAGAAAAAAGAUCCAGAAGCAAUUAAAAGUUAAAGUUAUUUAUAAUUACUUAGUAUUAUUUACAUAAUAAUAAAUGUAUCCUAAGUGUAUUAUUUAUUCAACGAUAGAACAUAUCUUG
Osmia lignaria (orchard mason bee) is the source of this 6115-nucleotide messenger RNA. It is a transcript of the gene Sqor, whose product is annotated as Sulfide quinone oxidoreductase. NCBI's taxonomy places the organism in Eukaryota, Metazoa, Arthropoda, Insecta, Hymenoptera, Megachilidae. The record is from RefSeq and is a predicted model, not a curated record. Gene Ontology annotation, cellular component: mitochondrion. Gene Ontology annotation, molecular function: sulfide:quinone oxidoreductase activity; FAD binding.